AUUAAAUAUUUAAUAAAUACUCUUUCUAUUAAUAAAGGCUACCGCGCAUUAUAUUUCAGCGACACAUCCGUCAAUUUUCGGCCACCACAAUAUCAGAUCAUAUCAUCACAUCCCCAUUACCAUCAUUUCCCCCCUUUCCAUUACUGCCCCACUCUCUCUCUCUCUCUACAUCCUUAAUAUAUUUGGGAGCUCAUUUUUGCUAUUGCGUAAUUUUUGAGGAGAUGAAUGCAUCCGACCUCAAACUGUUGGAUUUCUCGCUGAGGCUGUUUGUAAUUCCUUUUAACAUUGCUUCCAUUUGGAUUGCCAUCAACGAUCGCCAGGAUAACGCUGACUAUGGUAAAUUGGAGUUCAAUGACCUCGUUGGCCUCAAAUAUAUGGUUUGCGUGAGUGCCAUUGCUGCUGUGUAUGCUCUGUUUGCUGCCGUAUCUUCAUAUCUCAGAUGCUUGCUCACUAAAGCAUGGCUUUUCUUUGUUACUGAUCAGGUGCUGGCAUACUUAAUGGUGACCUCGAUGGCAGCUCUGGUGGAGUUCAUGUACUUGGUCUACAAUGGUGAUCAAGUGGUGUCAUGGAGUUCAGCUUGUGUUUCUUAUGGGAAAUUCUGCAGCAGAUUGAAGAUAGCAUUGAUUCUGCAUGUAAUUGCUGUUUGUUGUUUCCUGGUUUUGGCUGUGAUUUCUGCUUACAGGGUCUUUAGAAGAUUUGAUCCCCCUUUUGUUCCUUCCAAAGAGGCUCAACAAGAUAGGACUUGAAUUUCUUUUUCAAUUUCUCAGCUACUAAUGUUGAUACUUGAGACUUUGGGCCCCUUAUCUAAAUAUUUCAUUAAAUAAUAGUCUAAAUGCGUGACCCUGUAUAAAAUAUAUUUGCGUGUUGUUCAA
Salvia miltiorrhiza (redroot sage) is the source of this 872-nucleotide messenger RNA. Its product is annotated as CASP-like protein 2D1. The coding region runs from base 222 to 746 and encodes 174 amino acids. NCBI's taxonomy places the organism in Eukaryota, Viridiplantae, Streptophyta, Magnoliopsida, Lamiales, Lamiaceae. The transcript has 3 exons. The record is from RefSeq and is a predicted model, not a curated record.